UGACAAUGGCAGUCCGAUACGAGCUGUGUAUUGGCCUUAACCGAGGCCACAAGACCACCAAAGUCAAGAAUGUUAAGUAUACCGGCGACAAGAAGGUCAAGGGUCUGCGUGGCUCCCGUUUGAAGAACAUUCAAACCCGUCACACAAAAUUCACCCGCGAUCUGGUCCGUGAGGUGGUUGGACACGCGCCCUACGAGAAGCGCACCAUGGAAUUGCUGAAGGUGUCCAAGGAUAAGCGUGCCCUCAAGUUCCUGAAGCGUCGCUUGGGCACACACAUCCGUGCCAAGAGGAAGCGUGAGGAACUGUCCAACAUUCUCACUCAGCUGAGGAAGGCUCAGACUCAUGCCAAGUAAAACGUUGGCAGCCAACAACAGAAACCAGCAGCAGCAGAUUCAACAACAACA
Molecule: messenger RNA, 404 nt
Organism: Drosophila novamexicana
Lineage: Eukaryota; Metazoa; Arthropoda; Insecta; Diptera; Drosophilidae
Gene: RpL36
Product: 60S ribosomal protein L36
Exons: 2
Coding region: 6-353 (115 amino acids)
Biological process (GO): cytoplasmic translation
Cellular component (GO): cytosolic large ribosomal subunit; ribosome
Molecular function (GO): structural constituent of ribosome
Source: RefSeq, a predicted model, not a curated record